UUAAAACAGCUUCUCAGCUUCCUUUUAUUAAAAACACAUCCACCAAAAUGUUCAAAUUCUUGAUCCUUGCCUCAGUCAUCGCCUACGCCUCAGCUGCUCCUGGAGUCGUUGUUGCUGCCCCAGUUGUACAUCAUGCUCAUCAUUCUUACGUAGCACCUGCACAUGUUGUUCAUGCUGCUCCAGUUGUCCAUGCUGUGCACACUCCAGUUGUAACUAAGACUGUUGUUGCUCCAGUUGCCACAAGCCAUCAAUCUAUUGUUCAACAUCACUCACCUGUUGUUCACAAAACUGUUGUCGCUGCUCCCGUUGUCCACAGUGUCCCAGUUGUCAAGACUGUGCAUGCUGCCCCUAUUGUACACGCUCCAGUUGUUCACAGCGUUCACCACGCCGUCCCAGUUGUUAAAUCUGUUCAUGCUGUCCAUGCUGCUCCAGUCCUUGUUCAUCAUUAAGUUGUUACAAAUUGAAUUAAAACUGAAAAAAUAGUCAAAAAAAUAAAAUGGAAUG
Molecule: messenger RNA, 504 nt
Organism: Culicoides brevitarsis
Lineage: Eukaryota; Metazoa; Arthropoda; Insecta; Diptera; Ceratopogonidae
Product: pupal cuticle protein G1A-like
Exons: 2
Coding region: 48-449 (133 amino acids)
Source: RefSeq, a predicted model, not a curated record